UCAAGUUCACAAGACUUUUUCCUUUUGGAAACAACAAGUAUAUGUAUACAUAUUCAUUCUUAGAAGCUAAGUUCCACAAGAAUAUUGUCUUGUGUCUUGUGGAAGGGAAGAAGAAGAAAAAUAAGAAACAAAACAGAGUAACAUAUUAUAGAUAGAGUUUUUUUAAAAAAAAAAAUGGUGAGAGCUCCUUGUUGUGAGAAAUUGGGACUUAAAAAAGGGCCAUGGACAGCUGAAGAAGAUGAAAUUUUGAUAUCUUAUAUCAAUAAGCAUGGUCAUAGCAACUGGCGUGCCCUUCCUAAGCUUGCUGGCCUUCUGCGAUGUGGGAAGAGUUGCAGACUUAGAUGGAUAAACUACUUGAGACCUGAUAUUAAAAGAGGAAAUUUCACACUAGAAGAACAGGAAAUCGUUCUUCACCUCCAUGAAAAGCUUGGCAAUAGGUGGUCAGCCAUUGCAGCACAGUUACCAGGACGAACGGAUAAUGAAAUUAAGAAUUUUUGGCACACUCAUUUGAAGAAACGGGUUUCGAAUAAACAAACCGGCCAUGUUCAUGCAAAAAAGAAGUCAGCCGAUUCUGCCGUUUUUGAACCCAAAUCCAAACCCCAGAAACUGGAUUGCUCUAACCAUUAUGAAAUCCCAUCUUUCUCCCUCGAUCAUUCACCAUUUACAGAUUCUCCAACCGGCUACAAGGUGAUAGAGAACGAACAAGACGUUGAAAUCUUUGAAGCAUUUCAUCAAACCUGUACUGGUGGGCAUUGGCCAGAGGAUCAUCAGCCGUUGACUGAGAAUUUUCAUGGGUCAUUAUUCAACUCGUCGGCGAUCAAUGAUAAUGAGGAACAAAUCCAACCACCGUACAGAGCCAUGGAUUCUGUUGAAUUUGGAUGUUAUUACAACAAUAGCACGAAAAUGGACGAUAAUAUGGAGUUUUGGUAUAGGGUUUUUGUUAAAGCUGGUGGGUCGCCAAAUGAUCCUGCAUUUUAAAUUUACGAGAACGAAAAAAAUCUGAAAAUAUUUAUCUUCCAUUUCCCUAAGAAACUGGUGAGGUGAGGAUUAGGAAUGUUUCUGUAGUGGAUGUUGGUGUAAAUUGUAAAUUAGAUAAGGAUUUGAGGGUAUUAUAGGAAAUUUUUAGAAGGAAAAAAAAAAGGCUUUUCUCCAUCUUUAAUAUUUUUUAGUUUAGUCUACGGUCAAUGGCAGAACUAUAUUUAAAGAAGAAGGAAAUGUCAUUAGAUCUAUGAAAAAACAAAGUGGAUAAAUUGGGUUUUAA
This is a messenger RNA of Cucumis melo (muskmelon), 1261 nucleotides long. Its product is annotated as transcription factor MYB14-like. The coding region runs from base 175 to 978 and encodes 267 amino acids. The record is from RefSeq and is a predicted model, not a curated record. The transcript is spliced from 3 exons. NCBI's taxonomy places the organism in Eukaryota, Viridiplantae, Streptophyta, Magnoliopsida, Cucurbitales, Cucurbitaceae.